Molecule: messenger RNA, 1743 nt
Organism: Penicillium subrubescens
Lineage: Eukaryota; Fungi; Ascomycota; Eurotiomycetes; Eurotiales; Aspergillaceae
Exons: 7
Coding region: 92-1516 (474 amino acids)
Biological process (GO): secondary metabolite biosynthetic process
Molecular function (GO): FAD binding; monooxygenase activity
Source: RefSeq, a predicted model, not a curated record
CGGGUUAUAAGUUAUGCAGGUGCGGGAUAGACCAACGGACAAUUCAUAUUUCAAAUUCCGUGUUGUCUUCAUUCACAUCUGAUAUUGGAGAAUGGGGUCAACUAGCCAGUCUGAGGAGGGUCUGUCGGGGUGUUCUCUGAAGACGCCGAGUUAUCCCAGCAACUGUCUCGCCUUCUUGAACUCUCCACCCACAGUCCAACCUAGCCAGACAGCUCACGUCCGUUUGAACAUAAUCAUCGUCGGCGCCGGACUAGGCGGCUUAGCAACUGCCAUCGCCCUCGCCAGCACCGGACACACAGUCACCAUCUACGAACAAGCCGCCGAGCUUGGAGAGGUCGGCGCCGGCAUCCAAAUCCCCUCCAACUCAACCCGCCUCCUAAGCAGACUCGGUCUAGAUCCCUAUCUAGAAAAAUACGUCACCGAGCCCGAAACAAUCUCAUUCCGUCGCUGGGAAUCCGGAGACAUCAUCGGCUUAACUAAACUAAUCCCUAAUUUCCGGGAAACUUUCGGUGCGCCGUACUAUGUUAUUCACCGGGCGAAUUUUCAUUCUGCGCUGCAUGAGCGAGCGUUGGAUCUUGGUGUCAGUGUUAGGCUUGCGGCGAGAGUGGUUAAAUAUGAUUCCCAGGGUGGGAGUAUUACUCUUGCGGAUGGGACGUCUGCGUCGGCGGAUUUGAUUGUCGCUGCUGAUGGAGUCAAAUCUAUCGCGCGCCGCGAAGUCGAUGGCUCAGAUCGUCCGCCCUUCGAGCGGACGGGUUUCGCAGCAUACCGUGCUACUGUGGAUGUUCAUAAAAUGAAAGCCGAUCCCGAGAUCUCAUGGCUACUGGACAGACCGAGCCUGAAUAUCUGGAUCGGAAACCAACGACACGUCAUGACUUACACCAUCGGUGCAGGCAAGUCGUUCAACAUGGUUCUCUCGCAUCCUGAUAACACGGAUCCAUCGACCUGGGAUCAGUCCACCGCUUUGAGUGAUAUGAAGCGCGAAUUCCAAGGGUGGGAUCCAAGACUCGAAAAAAUCAUCACUAUGAUUGAAACAACCAUCAAAUGGCCCCUAGUCAGCGGAACCCCUCUACCACGCUGGACAACCGGCCGUCUAGUUAUCCUCGGCGACGCAGCGCACGCCAUGCUUCCCUACAUGUCCCAAGGCGCCGCAAUGGCCGUAGAAGACGGCCUCGCCCUCUCCCGUACCCUCUCAAAACUAACGCACCUCAGCAACCUCCCCCACGCACUCCAAAUCUUCGAAAAGGUGCGCAUCCCACGCGCAACAAAGAUGCAAGAAGCCAGUCUACUGAAUGGCAAGUUGUGGCAUUUCCCCGAUGGGCCUUUGCAGCAGGCUCGUGAUAAGGCCAUGAGACCUGAGACGGUGGGUGAGACUUUUGCUCAUAGUCCGAAUCAGUGGAGUGAUCCGGCGACGCAGAUGUGGGCUUAUGGGUAUGAUGCGGAGGGGGAGGUUGAGAGGGUUUGGAAGGAGGAGACCCAGGAGGGUAAGGAAAGGGGGAGUGUUAGGAGUCAGCUUUGAUGGGGAUGAGUGAAGUAAAGGAUGGAGGUUGAGAUGUGGUGUUGCUGCGAUUGGGUUGUGCAUUGUCAUUGCUGGAGAUUUCCGCUUCAGCUUGGCACUUUUACCUAGAUUGUUCUUCUUUGUGUGUGUGUUUGUUGGCCUUCCAAUCUAAAAGAGGCCUCUAGAUUCUCUUCUCGGGAAAACUUUUCAUAUUCUCUCGGAACGCUAUAUCGCUCAAUAGAUCUAGU